This is a messenger RNA of Colletotrichum chrysophilum, 1104 nucleotides long. RefSeq lists its product as uncharacterized. NCBI's taxonomy places the organism in Eukaryota, Fungi, Ascomycota, Sordariomycetes, Glomerellales, Glomerellaceae. Bases 1 to 1104 code for a protein of 367 amino acids. The transcript has 2 exons. Gene Ontology annotation, molecular function: protein binding. The record is from RefSeq and is a predicted model, not a curated record.
AUGAGCACCGACGCUGUCGAGGAGCUGAGAAGCUCUCUGAAGCAACUUUACAAUAAUCCCGAGUUCUCAGAUCUCACUAUCGCCAGUCGCGAGAAUGAGUAUCACGUUCACAAGGCGGUCGUGUGCCCAAGAUCCAGCUAUUUCGCCGAGAAAUGUCGUGAAGCCAAGUCCCAGGUCGGUAUCCGUGUCCCGGUACAGAUAACCCAUCUCGAUGCUAAUGUAGCACUGUCUCCGCAGGUGGCCGCUGAUGGAUGCCUGAAUCUUCCCGACGAUGACCCUCAGGCGGUCGGGAUGGUCAUUCGCUACUUCUACCAGCUCGACUAUCCCUCGGAGCCCUCAACAUACGUGCCUCAGACCAACGGCCAUGCCCACGCGAAUGGACACACCACUGACGACGACGGUCCCAACGGAUCCAUCAAGUCAGACGACGUGCCCCUGGACAAGGACAUUAAGGCGGAGGACCCGGGAGAAACUCUGGAUGAUUUCCUACCACCCCAGCCACAGCGAACCACCAAGAAGCAGAAGAAGCGCGCCAAAGCCCAGGCGAAGGCUGGACUGGGUUCGCCCGAACCCCAGGGCGACUCCCUCGCGUCUCAAGUUGCCCUCGAGGCAUCUCUCAGUCAUGACAACCACAGCGAGGGAGGUGGUGCGGUGCUCGAGUCGAAGCCGCCCGCCACUCGCAACGGCAACAUCGCCGUCGAUGCUAAGCCAGCAGCCGCGUCCGUGACGAACACCAAGACCAACGGCAUAGAACCAGUCGCAGCCAAAGGCACCAAGAGUCUCGUCCUGCACGCCAAUGUGUAUGCGCUGUCCAGGAAAUACGGAAUCGCCGGCCUGCGGUCCCUAUCGUUUGACAAAUUCCAGGCAGAGGCCGACAGCCAGUGGCACACGGAGGAAUUCUUGCGCGCGGCGGAGAAGGUGUACACCUCGUGCUCCGACGGCGACGACGACCGCAAGAUGAAGGACGUGGUCGUCGGCAUGAUCUGCCGUCAUGGCGAGAUGAUGGAUAAGGCCGAGACGCAGAAGGUCAUGCGGACCCUGCCCAAGGACCUCAUGUACGACAUCUUGAUGCAGGUGCGACAGCAGGGCGGGUUUGCCAUUUGA